This is a messenger RNA of Macadamia integrifolia, 866 nucleotides long. Its product is annotated as HMG1/2-like protein. The record is from RefSeq and is a predicted model, not a curated record. The transcript is spliced from 8 exons. The coding region runs from base 161 to 634 and encodes 157 amino acids. NCBI's taxonomy places the organism in Eukaryota, Viridiplantae, Streptophyta, Magnoliopsida, Proteales, Proteaceae.
UUGUGAUUGAAUUUUAAUUUUGGUUCUCUCCUUAUCACCCCCUCACCUCGUCAAGCCUUUUCCACAUACACCAAACGAGAGUAUCGCUUCUUCUCUCGUUCUCUCUCACUCGCUUUCUUCUCUCCCUUUCUCGGGGAAACCCUAACCCUAAAGAUUCAUCAUGAAAGGAACAAGAUCGAAGCCGGAUUCCAGGAAAGCUGACAACAAGUUGUCUGUGAAGAGGAAAGCUGCCGCUAGUGAUAGAGGAGCUGGGAAAAAAACAACCAAGAAGGAGAAGGCAGUAAAGGAUCCUAACAAGCCAAAAAGGCCUGCAAGUGCCUUUUUUGUGUUCAUGGAAGAGUUCAGGAAGUCGUACAAGGAGAAACACCCUAACAACAAAUCCGUCUCUGUUGUCGGCAAAGCUGGUGGUGAUAAAUGGAAGUCGUUGUCAGAAGCUGAAAAAGCUCCUUAUGUGGCCAAAGCCGAGAAAAGGAAGAACGAAUAUAACAAGAACAUGCAAGCCUACAACAAGAAACAGGCGGAAGGAGCAAAUGCCGCCGAUGACGAUGUGGAAUCUGAUAAAUCCAAAUCUGAAGUGAACGAUGACGACGACGAGGAUGAUGAGAGUGGAGAGGAAGACGAAGAUGAUGAGUAGAUUUGAAUAGGCGACUCGAAGUCUGGAAGAUGGGAAAAUGGAACUUUUUUAGUUGUGUAGGGCCGUUCUAGAAUUAUCUUCCAUUUCUUGUUGACUUUCUCUUCUGUGGGAAAUAGAUUGUCCCCCUUUUUUUUGUUUAACUUUUGGAUUAUCAAGAAAGAAAAAGCCAUGCUUACGAUCAACCUCUGUACUUAAAUUUUCAUGUUCUAAUGAUUUCAGUUUAGGGCCCUAA